This is a messenger RNA of Miscanthus lutarioriparius, 411 nucleotides long. NCBI's taxonomy places the organism in Eukaryota, Viridiplantae, Streptophyta, Magnoliopsida, Poales, Poaceae. The record is from the annotation of a GenBank genome assembly.
AUGGCUUCUGGUGCCGCUGCCGCUGUCGCUGCCGCCGUUGGGUUUUUUGCCAUUAUGGUCCUGUCUUCCCUGGGGCACACAGAGACAGGGCCGUUAUGCAGCGACUGUGGAUUGCUGUGCACUAUGAAGUGCAUAACAGAGAUCGCCACCACCUGCAGAAGUUACUGUGAGAACCCCUUGGCUGCUAGGCAGUCGUGCGAGAGGCAGGUCUUUCAGGCGUGCACGGUGACCUCCUGCUGCUACGGCAACUGCAGCCGUGAUUGCAUCUUGGAAGCCAAUAAUGGUUGCCAAUUUGUCCACGACACUACUAUCAAUUGCCAGUCUUGCAGGGGCGGUAUACUCCAGUCCUGCGUUCCCGCCUGCUACAGCAACUGCAACAGCACCUGCGUGAAGAAAGAAGAUGGAAGCUGA